AUGGGGCCCCCGGGCAAUAGGGGAUCAUGGGGCCCCUGUGUCCUUGCCCAAACUCAAAAAAGCCUAUGAAAAAGGUACCAGGGGCAUCUCAUGGGGCCCCCUACUGACCCCGGGCCCUCAGGCGGUGCCCUAGUUCCCAAAUGGUCAGUCCGCCCCUGGUUGGCAGCAGAAGUUUGUAUUAUCUCGUGUAGCUCCUGUUUGAUGAAUUUUAUGAAACGCCAUUUUGAUUCACAGAAUUGUUGGAAAAUUGGAUUUUUUUCAUAUUUAUUCCUUUUUUCUUUUAUAGAGCCAGUUCCCCCGGCCCGACCGUCAAGGUAAGCGCAGUGCAUUGUAUACUGGAA
Messenger RNA from Staurois parvus, 341 nucleotides. Lineage: Eukaryota; Metazoa; Chordata; Amphibia; Anura; Ranidae. The record is from the annotation of a GenBank genome assembly.